GCUUGUUCGGCACGUCGAAAUUGCCCCUAGGUACGAUCACGGAAGAGACACUUCGACGUCCGCCAGAGGACCCCGGGGUGUAUUCCCAGCGCAGAUAAAACUCUUUAUCAUCCUUUCGAUAACCCCCCUCCACCCCUCUUAUCCGGUCCGCUCCUCAAUUCUCCUACGAUCCAUCGACCCCUUCUUAUCUAUAUACCGCCUCACCUCAUAUCGAUAUCAAUUGACGACUCGAAAUAAUAGACCAGUGAUUCACUUGCACAAUUAAAGCAGCAUCCUGUACAUCCAAUAUCACAGGACAACAAACCUUGACAGCGCCCCGCAUCACAGAAAAAUUUACACUCGAGCAGGACACGCUCGCAACAUUCACAAUGCCGCAAACUCACUCACAUUCGUCGCGGAAGUCGCCAAAGAGCGCGGCCAAGAAUAACCGCGCCAAUCUGAUGGCAUACCUCGAUGCAACCUCCGGCAAAAGCGCAAACCGCUCCGGAGAGAAGUCCAAGGGAGCUACCCUUGGUCACAUGAACAGGAAGAGAAAGUCCUCUUCCUCUGUUUCAAGCGUCUCGUCCCUGUCUAGUGUGGAUGAGCUCAGCGAUGAAGAAGACGGAUCAGAAGACGCCGACGACGAAGACGAUACGGCCCCGUCUCAUGAUGUACACAAACACAAAGGAUCUAAGACGGGGUCUAAGUCUUUCUCUGCGAGGAAGAAGGCGAAACUCUCAGACGAUGACGGCUAUGAAGGCCAGCAGAGCAAUGUGGACAGUGACUCUGACAGCUCCGACGACGACUAUGCAGCCGUCGAUGAGAUCAUGGAUGCGGAUGAUGAAGACCAGGAGCUGGAAAAAUUAGAAGAACAACUGAUUGUAGAGUCUGAGGAUGAGCACAAUUUCGAUGGCAUCCUGACUAUUUCCGACAACACCGUCCCUGACGAAUGGGCUGGCCUGGGAUCGUUGGACAACCACAUGCUCUUUUCCACGACCUCCCUCUUGGAUGAGGAGCAGCUCUACGCGGCUUUGGAGACAUUCGGUGAGACUGACAUGGCUAGUGAGACCGUCGAGACACCAGUGCAGCGAAGGGUGCAUUUCCAAGAGGACUCCGACUCCUCCUCGGACAGCGAAGCGUCCGACGACGAGAUCCCGGGCGACUUCUUGCAACAGGAUAGCCUCGAUCCCGAUCUUCGACGGAUGAUUGAAAAUGAUAAUUUUGACAACCAUGGUCAGCGUUCCGAUGACAUCUUCGGAGAGUACGAAUUCGGUCAGGGCAACAUCUACCACGCCGAGUCGGAUGCCAUAUCCGAAGAGUCCAGCGGUUAUGAGACCGAUGACGGUGAAACCACAGACGAAGAUCUCCCUCCUCCCGCGACCAUCACCCAUCCUCGCUCUAUCUUGCGUCGGGACUCGACCGUCUCCCUUACGGCCCCUGACGAUACCGCUGCUCGGCGAUCCCAGCCUCCCCGUCGCCGUGGCCCCAUUAUGGGAUCCUUCAUUCCGGAUCCCCACAAACCAGUGGCCCUUGUUGACUGCACCGGGAAGCACUUGGUCAUUAUUCCCGCCUACGCUUCAUCGCGGCAUGAUUGGCUUGAGUCUGCCACCAACAGCAUGUGCGGCACUGCCAACAACAGCCCGCGUGCGACCACGAUGCAGCUGGUUGACGAGAGUGACACGGAUGCCCUGGUGUCCCCUAGUCGUCCGGAUCUCAGCCCAAUGCUGACCUCGAGUGCCAACCUGAUGAUGACCGCGCUCGGAAACGACGCUACACCGGGCGGUCAAGUCAUGGGUCCUCCCGAAGCUUUCUAUCCUUCCCGUGAUUUCGGGAUGGAUAGUUCAUUUGAUGAGGAGGAUGACGAUGAUGAUGAAGCUGCGCUGAACGUCGAUGACUUCAUCGACUUUGGCAAUGGUUCGUCUGACGAAGAGACAGACCGGCCCUUUGACGAUGGCCUCCCCUCGCCAAUGGUCGCGUCAUCUGUUCAGGGAGCUGGCACUCCGACACCCAACCGGAAUGGUGAUGCACACCAGGGUAGCAGUGCAGAGCGGUUCUUGAACCACUUGGACAGAGGUAUCGUCACGGCAUUCCGCCGGAACCACAACCGAUACCAGACUUUGAUCAGGCUGCCCCAGCACCGCGAGUUCAUGCCAGCCAACUCCCCUUCUCGCCCGGCGAGUGUCUUCAGACAUUCCAGGCAUAUGGACCCGAAGACACCUUCCCGCAAGCGCAAGUCGAGCAGCUACGCUGGCGGAGAAGCUGUCCGGCGCAAGCUCAUGGAUGCUCAUAGAAGAACUCAGCUGCCCUUCUAGCUGCAGUCAUACUCUUCUUUGUUCUAUCGGGUAUGAAACUCGAUCUUGCGAUUGACGAAGCCGUCACUCUACUCGUCAGGCCUAGCCUCUU
Paecilomyces variotii is the source of this 2382-nucleotide messenger RNA. RefSeq lists its product as hypothetical. Bases 369 to 2291 code for a protein of 640 amino acids. The transcript is spliced from 2 exons. The record is from RefSeq and is a predicted model, not a curated record. NCBI's taxonomy places the organism in Eukaryota, Fungi, Ascomycota, Eurotiomycetes, Eurotiales, Thermoascaceae.